AUGACCCGAAGUGCAGGAGUGCACCCUAAUUGCUCGGCGGGCAAGGGCGGUCGCGCCAAGUCCAACUGGCCCGACACUCCCACCACUUUUCGAAGUCUAGCGCCUCGGAAGCGCGACGAGCCUUCCCCCUUCUCCCCCUGGCUCUCGCGCGCGCUGCUGUUCCUCCCCGGCCUCGCCACAGGCUUCAUUCUCGGCCGCCUGCUGGGGGGAAGCGGGGGAAGCGGGGGAAGCGGGGGAGGCGGAAAGGGCGCAGGGGGGAAGAAGGGGGAGCUGACGGCAGGGGGCAGGGGAAGCAGUAGCGGGCGGAAGGGGGGCGGAGGCAGCGCGGGGGGGAGAUCAGCGCCAGUGUUUGGGGGGAAGGCGGAGACAGAGGGGGCGGGGGGGCUGGUGGUGGGGCGGGGGAGCGAGCUAAAGAUGGUGCUGGUGGUGCGGCAGGAUUUGAAGAUGAGUGCAGGGAAGAUCGCUGCCCAGUGUGCUCGUGAGUGGGGGAGGGGGGGCUGGUGUAAGCAAGUGUCUGCCGUAUCCCCCAUCCCCACCUCAUCUCCCCCCCCAUCCCCCCCUACCCUCCCCACCGUCCCUUUCCCCCUACCAGAUGCGGCAGUGGGCAUUCUCACCGGCCUCCAAACCAGGGGAAACGCGGCAGUGGGCAUUCUCACCGACCUCCAAACCAGGAACGAGCUGAGAGGGAAGGCACAGCAGCACCGGUUGCCUGUCUUCACUGUCUGCGAUGCUGGCAGGACUCAGGUGGCAGCAGGGUCCAAGACAGUCCUUGCCGUCGGUCCAGGUCCGUGCUCCCUCACCUCGUUUCACCUAUCCCUUCCUGCCACUCAUACUCUUGUUCUUCUCUAG
Closterium sp. Naga37s-1 is the source of this 849-nucleotide messenger RNA. The record is from the annotation of a GenBank genome assembly. NCBI's taxonomy places the organism in Eukaryota, Viridiplantae, Streptophyta, Zygnematophyceae, Desmidiales, Closteriaceae.